AUGCCCCCGGCAGAGCCCCCCGACCGGCCGAGGCAGCGGGGGCGAGGCGGGGGCUCUGCCCGACGGGCCAUCCCGCCGAGCUCCUGCACGGCCCCGUCGCCCCGGGAAGUUUCGGGCGGGGGGGAACAGCCGGGGGAGAAGCUGGAGGAGAAGCGGGGCAGAAGCAGGGGGAGCGGCGGACGCGAGGCGCCCGAGGCCGGCGACGGCAGCGCGUCUCCCCCGCCCGCCGCAGGCCCCGGCGCAGCGCCGCCCGCCCGGGGUCCCCCGGGCCCCCCGGCCCAGCCCCCGGCGCCCACCUCCGGUGCCGUCCGAGUUCUCGUUGAGGUGCCGAGGCGUGGUGGGAGCCCACACACCCCGCCUGGGCCGCAGACCCCGCCCCGAGCCGCCCCGCCCCCCUACCCCUGCACCGAGCUCCGCCGCCGGCCGGCAGCGGAUGGCUCCGGAGCCGCCUCCCGCUCGGCAACACCGCCCCGAGCGCGCGCCUCGCCGCGCCGCGCCGCGCGCCGCGGGGCCCGCCCGGACCCGCGCCCGGCGGCUUCGGACCAUCGGCACCGGCAUCGGCAUGGCACGGCAUCGGCCGGCAUCGGCAUCGGCGUCGCCAUCGCACGCCGCACAGGCACCAACCCGGCUCGGCAGGUCGACGGGAUGCGGGACCACCCGCGGGCUCCGCGGCGACCGAAACGGGCCUGGGAGAACGGGAGGGCCGGCGGAUUGCCGCGCGCGGACGGACCGGGACGGGACGGGGACGGGAACGGGACGGGACGGACGGGACGGGACGGGACGAGGCAGACAGGACAGGACGGGACGGGAGCGGUCCCAGGUUCGCACGGCGGGAGCGUCCCCGCACCUGCUAUCCCGUAUGCGCUGCGCCCAGAGCAGCGCUGCCGCUGCGGAGCCCUAAGCAAAGCCGAGCCCCCCCCCCCCGCCCCCCGGGGGCUGCUGGCGGGCCAUGGCGGUGGCAACGGCACCGAGCUGCCCGGCGGCAACGUCAGCGCCAACCAGAGCGCCGCCGACCCCACGGUGUCGCGGGACGUGUGGAUGGUGGGCAUGGGGAUCCUCAUGUCUCUGAUCGUGCUGGCCACCGUCUUCGGCAACGUGCUGGUGAUCACUGCCAUCGCCCGGUUCCAGCGCCUGCAGACUGUCACCAACUACUUCAUCACCUCACUGGCCUGCGCUGACCUGGUGAUGGGGCUGGCCGUGGUGCCCUUCGGCGCCUGCCACAUCAUCAUGGAGAUGUGGCAGUUUGGGAACUUCUGGUGUGAGUUCUGGACCUCCUUGGAUGUGCUCUGUGUCACGGCCAGCAUUGAGACCCUCUGUGUCAUUGCUGUGGACCGGUACUUCGCCAUCACUUCCCCUUUCAAGUACCAGAGCCUGCUGACUAAGAGCAAGGCGCGCAUGGUUGUCCUCAUCGUGUGGGUGGUCUCAGUCCUCACCUCCUUCUUGCCCAUCCAAAUGCACUGGUACCGGGCAGACCAUGCAGAGGCCAUCCGGUGCUAUGAGGAGGACACAUGUUGUGACUUUUUCACCAACCAAGCCUAUGCCAUUGCCUCCUCCAUCAUCUCCUUCUACGUGCCACUCAUCAUCAUGGUAUUCGUGUAUGCCAGGGUCUUCCAGGUGGCCAAGAAGCAGUUGCAGAAGAUAGACAGGAGCGAGGGGAGGUUUCACACCCAGAACAAGGAGCAGGAGCAGAAAGGGGGAGCUGGGUACCGCCGUGCCUCCAAGUUCUUGAAGGAGCACAAGGCCCUCAAGACCUUGGGCAUCAUCAUGGGCACCUUCACACUGUGCUGGCUGCCAUUCUUCAUUGUCAACAUCGUGCACGUCAUCCAGGACAACAUCAUUCCCAAGUACGUGUACAUCCUCUUGAACUGGCUGGGCUAUGUCAACUCUGCCUUCAACCCUUUGAUCUACUGCCGGAGCCCGGACUUCAGGUACGCCUUCCAGGAGCUCCUGUGCUUCCGCAGGUCUGCCCUGAAGAUGUAUGCCAACGGCUACUCCAACAGCAACGGCAGGGGCGACUACAAUGAGGAGGAAAACGGCUACCCCCUGGCACCGGAUAAAACCUGCGACUUGCUCUGUGAAGAGGGUUCCUUCCCUCACCCUGAGGACUUUUUGCACUGCAAAGAGAUCCCUGAGUGUCCAGGAAUGGUCAAGAGUUGAAUGGACCAACCUCUCUUCCUCACCAUCCUGAGCUCAUGAGGGCUCUGAAGAGAUUGAGUGGGAGCACAGUCUUGCUUCCCUGAGCCUGGGGAUGCUGUGGGAAGUGAUUGCCUUGGCAAAUGUCUUCAUCCUAACCCAUAGCCCAUCGUGCAUCACCUGAAGAAGAAGCUGGUGAAAGAUAACCAGGGGACCAGGAAAGGCUCUGCUAGCCUUGGAGGACACCACCGGGGGAUUGGCACUAUGAGAGGCACUUUGCAGGAGUCACUGCUUGUGGAACCAGCUCUGGAAAGAGGCUACAGGAGCCCUGUGAACUGAAGGAGAGGGAUGUCUAAAUCAUGAUAAAAGGUAGAGAGGUUUCCUGGGCACAGCAACCUUGGAAAGCACUUUCAAAAGGGGAGUACCAGGACCACGUGGUCAUCUCCAGUGUCUGAUUUGGAAGAGGCACAGCAAGGUCACUGCCUCAUGGUCAGGUCAGGAGACCAGCAGGAUGCCUGUUCGUGUGCUGGUUGGGGAUCCAGAUGAAACAGGAGUCUGUCCAAGACCAAGAGAGAAGAAGUGUGGAAGACUGCUUUGACUUACUCUGUGCUUGUUUCUCCUUCUGGUGUCUUCUCUGUCUACUUCUUCUUCUCUGUAGGUCCAUAUACAUCAUGUGGGGCCCAGACUCUCACAAACAAGCAGAAAGAUUGGCACAGGGUAAAUCCUGCCCAGUGCAGAUGCAAUGUGGCCUUUGUUUGCUCCUUGUGCCAACAAAUGUGCAACUGUCAUGCCUGGACUUCAGACAGGAGAAAGGCUGGAACCUGACAGUCGUUUCACUUGCAAGCAGUCACAUUCUAGCACGACCAGCCACCCUUGGGAGCCAAGUUGUAACACCUGAGCCUCAAAACAUCAUAGAGCAUCUGUCCCUCUCCUGCAGCUGUGGGAAGGAGCAUAUGGACAGGCUGCAUGCUCAGCUCCUGCUUCUUGGAUUGGGAAAAACUCAUUAAGCAGUGAAAGAGACAGAUGUGGAGGGAGUGACGGAUCUCAGGCAGAAAACAGUAGGAAAAACUGACUAAAAACCAUAGGAAAAUGUGCACCUUUGACUUGCAGGUGGUGCCCCAGCUGUGGACUGUCAUGCCCAGCUGGGCAGCUGCAGAUGUCUGGUCACUGAGCUGCUCCCAGAGGCCUGGGCAAAACACGCUGGUACCAAACUGUGCCGGGAGCCCCAUCUCAGACCUUCUCUCCUGGGCUUCCAGCUGCAAACCUCUUCCCUCAUGUGCAAUUGUAUUUAUUUAUUUAUUUUCUUGCUGCUUGAUGUGAAGCUGCUAAAUGAGCCACCUCCCCACAAACACCCUCAGCCAAGAGAGGAUGGAGGGAGGGGGCGUGUGGUGUGUCUGUGCAAGGGGACUGGGCAGAGGGGCAGGAGAGAGGGACACCUUCCAGGAGUAACCUUCUAGUGGAAGCUGUCCUUGUCCAUGGUGGAGAGGUUGGACUAGAUGAUCUUUAAGGUCCCUUCAAACCCAAACCAUUCUGUGAUUCUAUGAUAAGCCUUGAACGAGAUGCCUCAUCCCCUGGAGGUGUUCAAGGCCAGGUUGGAUGGAGCUCUGAACAACCUGGUGUAGCAGAAGGUGUCCAUUCUAUGAUUCUAUGAUGUGGACAUGCCUACAGAGGGAGCAUACAAGGCAGGAGGAAAAGGCUGCAGUGAAACCCCAGUCUCCCUAGGGUGAGGGUGCAAUUUUACUCUGUCAAGAACUAAGGACAAGCUGGGUAGAGCUUCGUUGGGAAGGACAGCAGGACAGCUGCAGCCUGCACAAGCUUGGGAAUGUCCCUGUAGCCAAAUGUCCUCCAUGAAUCUGUGCUUGUGCAGGACAUUGUGCGAGUUGCUCACCCAGGCUGUGCCCUCCCAGCACUCCCUGAAGCAAACUUACAGUUUCUACACUUGCGGGGGGACAUAUCCCCAGCCAGGCAAGUUCCCACCAGUGUGUUCACUGAGGUUAUUAAACCAGGUAUUAACCUGGCAGCUUUUUCUGCUCUAGACAUCCAUCACAGACCCAUUUGACACAGCCAGUUUGAGACCAGCCUCUCAAGGCAGGGCUGUAGCUGUGCUGUAGUGGUUCAUGCUCAGCCUUGGCUGUUCCUACCCUUCUACCCCUUUUGCCUAAAAACUGGCACACUAGCAGCAUCCACUCAUGGUCAGAUAUCCCAUUUUAUGGAAAGUCUGUCUGUCCCACUGCAGAGGGGAAAAAUUUCUCUGGGAGAGGGCGGUUGUCCAGUGCCCUGCUACUCUCCCACAGCUCCCACGCUCAGGAGGGACCAGGCUACACUGACAUCCCUUGGUGCAUCUCCCAGCUGCUCCAGGAAAGCCUGGCUUCUCCCAUACCCUUCCCUCUGAGACGCCCCAGCAAGGCUUUGUCCAAACCUGUGUGGCUGCUGACUGGAAAUAUUUCCCAACAAAACCUGUUCCUCCUAAGAUUCUUGGCUGGUUCUAGUCACUUAUUAUGUACUGGAAACACUAUCCGUGGGAUUAGUUUUCAGGUUAGAGACAUGCAUGUAGUUCUUUUUCUCACAAAUCCCCUGAUGUGCAAGAGCAGGUUGCAGCAAGUGGAAUGGAUGCACUUGCUCUGAUCAUUUGCCAGCAUGGCCCAAAAGCAGUGACCUGCUCAUUGCUGAUCACUGCCUUGCAGAGCUGUACGAGUUGGAGACAGAAGAGGUGUAUUACAAAUCCAUCUGCCUCUGACCCUUCAGGCUUGUUCCAUAUAUUACUUACCGGUGGUGUGCUGGGUCUAUUUUUAAAUGCCCUGACACCAGGGUUAUUGUGCUGUCCUUUGGGAGACUGCUCUGUGCUCCAAGUGAGGAGCUGCUGUUAGUUUUCCACCUGCAUUUUCUCUUGAAAACUUCAUUCCAUUAUUCCUAGUGAUGCUCUUCAAAUACCUGCUGUUCAUUUUGUUCUGCCACUUGACCUGCACUCUUCUUUCCCUUCCAAGAACAUCUCUGGCUCCCUGAUCACUGCUGCUCCCUGUCCUUCCCAUGGCUCGGCACAUGAUGAGCCUGUUCAUUAAUUCAGCCAUGCUGAGUUUGUCAGGGAUAUGUACCCACCACUGGAGCAGCUGGAAGUUCUGGCAACACCCAGUCUCCCAAGCAGCUGUGGUGCUUCUCUCUCCCUCAUUGAGAAGCUUGUGGGGUGCAGGGAAGGGGCAGACACAGAGAUGUGUCCAAAAGCCAAUCAGUGUUGGCAGUGAGCACCUGUUUCCCAAGAUAUACGGAAGAAAUUCUUCCCUGUGAGGGUGGUGAGGCCCUAGAACAGGUAGCCCAGAGAAGCUGUGGCUGCCCCAUCCCUGGAAGUGUUCAAGGCCAGUUUGGACAGGGAUCUAAGCAACCUGGUCUAGUGAAGGCGCCCCUGCCCAUGGCAGGGGGUGGAAUGAAAUGAUCUUUAAGGUCCCUUCCAACCCAAACCAUCCUGUGACUCUGUGAUCCCACGGGAAGUGACCCCUGUUAGGGACAGCGCACAGCCAAGCCCCCAUCUCAACAACAGCUCUCUGCAAGGAGGGAGCCCCACGCCCUGUGAGCGUGGGGGGGUUGGCAGGCUCAGUGCACGUGGAGAGCUUGCGUGGGGAUCCUGUGUGUGCAGAACUCAGCUGGAGCACCAUCGUCAUUGUAAGAGCUCUGUUCUUCUCACUGAACAAAUUGUUCCGACAAAUAAAGAAUGAAAAGUCC
Molecule: messenger RNA, 5847 nt
Organism: Manacus vitellinus (golden-collared manakin)
Lineage: Eukaryota; Metazoa; Chordata; Aves; Passeriformes; Pipridae
Gene: ADRB2
Product: adrenoceptor beta 2
Exons: 3
Coding region: 1-2157 (718 amino acids)
Biological process (GO): negative regulation of smooth muscle contraction; adenylate cyclase-activating adrenergic receptor signaling pathway; norepinephrine-epinephrine-mediated vasodilation involved in regulation of systemic arterial blood pressure
Cellular component (GO): membrane
Molecular function (GO): norepinephrine binding; beta2-adrenergic receptor activity
Source: RefSeq, a predicted model, not a curated record